UUUGACAAUUAGACAACACUGAAUACACAACGUUGCCUAGCAACCUUUUGUGUUUGUUUAGCUUCACUUUAAUAUUUUAAUGACUCGAAUUAGACGCAUUGCAUUUUAAAUGGAUUUAAUAAAAGAAAUAAAUGAAAAGUAUCAAGCACUGGAGGCUGAGAUUGAUAAGAAACUGGAAAAGGUGCAAGCUGAGGAACUAAAACUAGAACGUCAAAGCGAAAAAUUGGCAGAGAAAGCAAUAUCCACACAGUCGCCCAAAGUUUUAUCCUACGAAGAAGCAUUACAGAGAAAUGCGAAUACCCUAAAGUCAUUAGAAAUAGCAAAGGCCCGUUUACGCUCACGUUCUACGUAUUCGCCUGUCGAAAAGCUGCUACAGCGUGCUCUAGAGAACUAUAAAAACGAACUGGCGAGCCUCAAUAAACAAGAGCACAAAAGCACAGGCAACAGCAAACCAAAGAAACAGGAGCUAUCCGGCCAAGUAAAUGUGGGCGACGAUGACGCUAAGGAGGAGGAAAAUCUAUAUGACCUGAUUAUGCAUGAUGUGUUGGAGGCCAGCAGCAAAAGCUACACAGCAACUGGCGAAAGUCGUCGCAAUUGACAAAUUCAUGGAAUUCUACUAGUCAAGGCAAGACGUGUCGCUCGAACAACUGGA
Molecule: messenger RNA, 652 nt
Organism: Drosophila navojoa
Lineage: Eukaryota; Metazoa; Arthropoda; Insecta; Diptera; Drosophilidae
Source: RefSeq, a predicted model, not a curated record